Messenger RNA from Conger conger (European conger), 7364 nucleotides. RefSeq names its product pericentriolar material 1 protein-like. Gene Ontology annotation, cellular component: ciliary basal body; centriolar satellite; centrosome. Gene Ontology annotation, biological process: protein localization to centrosome; cilium assembly; microtubule anchoring at centrosome. The record is from RefSeq and is a predicted model, not a curated record. Lineage: Eukaryota; Metazoa; Chordata; Actinopteri; Anguilliformes; Congridae. The transcript has 41 exons. The coding region runs from base 290 to 6445 and encodes 2051 amino acids.
GGUUGAAUUAGCUAGCUUUAUUUGUAAUUCAAUGUGUAAUUUAAAAGUGCAAGUGUUUUGGUAUAUGGUAAUAUGCUAAAAGUGCAAGCUGGAUAUUUAGCUAGUCAGUUUCUUACCCAGCUGGUGUUGAGACACAAAUGUCAUGCGACAGAUAGCUAGCCUGCUAGCUAAAAUAUUAAGGAUUGCUUGCUUGUACUGGCAUGCCACUGAUCAUGGACGAACUGACACAGUGCGGCUAGGCUAGCAGACUCCUGUAAGAACACAUUAGCAGGCGUCGCAGAUUGUCACUAUGGCAACUGGCGGAGCACCAUUUGACUCUACUGAUGAACAGGAGCUGGCAAACUGGACCUUAGGGAAUGGGAGUCUGGAUGACCGAUUGAACAAUAUGGACUGGGAUGUUCCACAGAAGAAAGCUAACAGGUCAUCAGAGAAAAACAAGAAAAAGUUUGGCGCGGUGGUGGAAAGUCGGCUGACCAAUGACAUCUCCCCGGAAUCCACCCCGGGGGCGGGGCGCCGACGGGCUCGUACCCCCCACUCGUUUCCCCGCUCCCAGUACAGCGCCCAGAUGUCUGUCCCCGAGCAGGCUGAGCUGGACCGCCUCAAACAGAGGAUCAACUUCACCGAUUUAGACGAGAGAAGCAUUGGAAGUGAUUCUCAAGGCCGGGCCACUGCUGCAAAUAACCAAAGGCAACUCUCUGAAAACAAAAAGGCCUUUAAUUUCCUGCCGCUGCACGUCAACACUAAUAAGAGCAGAGAGCUCGCUGCUUCAGCCUGCGGCGGUGAAGUUGCUAAGAGACAGAGCGCCGGUCGAGAUAUCUUGACCGGGGUCCCAGGCAAGGAUGCCCUGCACGCUGAGUGGUCAUCUCUGCUUGAGGACGGAACAGGAGAACCAGGCAUCGACAGCAGUCAGGUUGUCAGCAGGCUCGUUCAGAUUAGGGAGUAUAUCGCCAUGGCCUGCUGCAUGCCAGAUGACCUGGUGGAAAAAAACGAUAUCCCAGCCAAUGUUGAGCAUUUAGCACAUCUAAUAGACCAUCUAAAGGAGCAGGAAAAGUCCUGCUUGAAAUUUCUACAAAAGUUGUUGGCUCGAGAGAACGAGGAAGACGACAUUCGCACCAUCGACUCCGCGGUCGGGUCCGGCUCCGUGGCAGAGAGCACGUCUCUGAACAUAGAGGUGCAUUCCGAGGCCUCGGAUGCCACGGAGGCGUCUCACGCGGUGAGACCUCGGCCCCGCAUUGAGGACAGUCUAGGGAGGUCCGUGUCCCCAGAAGUGGGCUCGCUCUAUGACCUCACUGCGGCGGCAGCCCCCACUGGCGGGGGGGCCUGGCCUGAUAGGAUUGUUAGCCAGCGUCUGGGAAAGGGGCGGGACCUGCACGGCGAGGCGAAGGAGGAGCUGGAGAACCUGCGGAAGCAGCACGAGCUGCUGAAACACAUGCUGCUGCAGCAGGAGCAGCUGCGGGCGCUGCAGGGCAGACAGGCUGCGCUGCUGGCCAUGCAGCAGAAGGCCGAGCAGGCCAUCGCUGUCAUGGACGAGUCCGUCGUCACUGAAACUACAGGCAGUGUCUCUGGAAUCAGCAUCACGUCUGAGCUGAACGACGAGCUGAAUGACUUAAUCCAGCGGUUCCACAACCAGCUCCAUGACUCGCAGACGAAGGCGGUGCCGGACAACAGGCGACAGGCCCAAAGCCUGUCGCUCACGCGGGAGGUGGCCCGUAGCAGGGGCCCUCCUGGGGCCGACCCCGCCUCCCUCCCCUGCGCCGAAAUGGCCCAGCUGCAGGAGCUGCAGGACAAGAAGCAGACCAUGGACAAAAUCCUGCAGGAGCUCCACACCCUGAGAGACCACACUCUAAACAACAACUCCUGUCGGCUGACCCAGGCCCCGUCUCAGAGAAGCAGCUCUGGGCCAGUCCUCAGCAGAGGGGCCAACGGCCGCGGAGUGACCAGACUGGACCCCCCCGCCUCCCAGCACAGUCCCGAAACAGACUGCCACCCGGCCCAGAAACUCAGGAAGCUGAAGGAGGUCCAUAAGCGGCUGAACGAGCUGCGGGAGCUGGUGCAUUACUACGAGCAGACCUCGGACAUGAUGGUGGACACGGUCAACGAGAACGUCAAGGACGAGGACACCGAGGAGGACUCCAUCUUCGAGCCCAUGUUUGACUCUGAGCAGGAGAACAUGGAGCCCAUCACAAACCUACGAAACCCACAGCGUCCAGGGAACUGGAUGGACAUGAAUAGCCUGACCGGCGCCCACGGCAACGGAAACCAAGAUGGACGGCUAAACACGGAGCGCGAGAUAAACAACCGCUCGGCCGCCAACCUCAGGAGCUUGAAUAUCCCAUCCGCCAUCGAGUGUCAGUACAACCUGGACCGCUCCCGCGGUGAGGAGGGCGGGGAGAUGGAGGAGCGCCCCCGGGGCAGGGCGGGGGCGGCGGGAGGUGGGGGCAGCUCCGGGGACAGCCGCAGGAGCAGCCGGGAGGAGGACCCGGAGUUCCUGCAGAAGGUGCACCGGCUCCGCUCGGCCAAGGAGAAGCUCCGCCACCUGCAGCAGCUGGUCGCCAUGGUGCAGAGUGAUGACACGGACGACGCCACGGCUAACGCUUCCAGUGUCGCCGAUGACGACGGACCGAACCAGCAACCCAACAACAGGAGAGCCGCAGGCCCAAAGCCUCAGAAAGACCUGACUCUCACGGAGAAAGAAAGAGAGAAGUUCUACGAGGCGAAGCUGAAGCAGCAGCAGCAGGAGCUGAGGCAGCUCCAUGACGAGCGCCAGCAUCUGAUCAACAUCAAGGGCGAGAUCCAGGACCUGCGCUGGGCGUGUCCCGACCUGCAGCCUCCCGCGGCGGUUAGCCACGGCCCCGCGCCGACAGGCCACGCCCCUGCGGCCGCCUCCACGCCCGCCGUCAACGCCAGCGGAGCUGCGCUCAACCGCACCGUAGAGCCCACCGCCACGGCUGCCCCCGACAACAAGCUGUGGGCGGAGAUGCACAGACACCAGAUCCUGCGGGAACACCUGAGACAGAGGAGGAAGCACCUUGAAUCUUUAAUGGAGGAACACCAGAGACGCAAAGUGCUCAACGACUCCCCCCACGCCGGCCAGGGGACGCCGCAGGCCCCGGAGCACCCUGGGAGAGAUGAGAGGACGAUGGCUGCGUGGGGCGGGGCGUCGCCAGGGGUGCAUGACGAGUAUGAAGACGACGUGCUGUUGGAGGUGGGGCCUGAGCUGGAGGAAGAGGAGGAGGCGGACACGAGCUCCAGCGAAGACUUCCCCUCGUAUUCCAGCCGAAAGCGCAGGUCUCACAGCUCGAGGAAGUCACGAGACCGCUCCCUGCAGACCUCGGACCCGCGCUCGGCAAGCGGGAGCGCCCGGCCCUCCCCCAGGUCACGGCAGGAGGAGCAGGAGGAGCAGCAGCAGGAGGAGCGCAGCAUGAGCAGGAGGCGGCAGGAGAACCCGCGCUGGGCCUCGGAGCUGUCCUUCCUGGAGGAGAAACGCCACUGGCAGGAGCAGAUCUCCCAGCUCCAGAAGCAGCUGGACUUCAGCACCUCCAUGUGCCAGACCCUCAUGCAGGACCAGCAGGCCCUGUCCUACAUGCUCCCCUCCUUGAUGAGCGCCUCCUACAGCAUGCUGCCGAACAGCGUCGGAUCUCCGCCGGUGCACCUCGUCAUGCACCAGCUCAACCAGUGCUACGCGCAGUUGGCAUGGCAACAGAGCAACGUUCAAAGACUGAAGCAGGUGCUGACUGACCUGCAGAAGCAGCAGCAGUCUCAGCCGAUGGAACAAAGCCCAACUCAGGAUCCCAGUCCCACAUUCCCGCCUCUCCACUUACCUCCCCCGCUAAAUGCCCUCAACCUGCCCGGGCUCGGAAACUACUCCUAUCUGCCUCCCGGGUUUGGCUACAGCCCUGUGUUUCCCCCGGGCAUGGGGGAGUUCUACCAGAACCCUGGGGCCCAGGAUAACAGCUCGCCCCCGCAGGGCGAUGCUAACGGCGAGAGCGUCUGUUUCCCCCAGCCUUUCGAGAGCUCCAUGGGCAGCGGGGACAAACGGAACAGGAUGAAGAGCGAGGGCGGCAGCAACCCUGUGACCCCGGGCCCCGCGGACCCCAGCGAGCAGCCCCGGAGAGGCGGGGCCAGGCAGCAGCCUCCCAGAGUCCCCGGGGCCAGACAGACUGGCGGUGCGUUGAUGGGGAGCCUCAGUAGCGUCCCGGACCCCUCGGACCCCACCACCGUCACCAAGUCCUUCAGAUCCAAGAAGGCCUCUGCCCAGGCCCUCCUGGCCUCCAGAGACAAAACGCCCAAGGCCCAGACCCGCAGGAGGAGGGGCAAGACUCACGGCAGGAAGGCAGGGUGUGCUGUUCCAGGCCUGGAGAGUGACAGCGUGUCCAGCGUGAGCGACUACCACGGCAAAGACAAGGCUGUGCAGUCUCAGGGCAGGGAGAGCGAGCGUCCUGAGAAGAUCCUGGAGAAGCUCACUCAGGAGAAGCGCAGCAGCAAACCCCAGGUCAAAACCUCCAACGACCUCUCGUCCGCAUAUGCUUGGAGGACACCUUUCCUCUCUAACAGAAUUGCAUGCACUGAAGUACAAGACACCAGCAGUGAUUUCUCCCUCUUCGAGGCUCUGAGGGAGACCAUUUAUUCAGAGGUGGCGACUCUGAUCUCCCAGAACGAGUCCCGGCCGCACUUCCUCAUCGAGCUGUUCCACGAGCUGCAGCUGCUCAACACGGACUACCUGCGUCAGAGAGCGCUGUUCGCCUUACAGGACAUCGUGAGCAGACACUUGACGGAGAAGGAUGUGGGGGAGGAGCCGACGGCGUCUCUGAGCUCUGCGGCCUGGGCCGCCUCCAACUCCGAGCUCACGCCCAGCGAGAGCGUGGCCACCAGCGACGCAGAUGUUUCUGAAAAGAACAUGGCCAAGGCGCUCCACGUGAGCAAGAACCACAACGAUGACGGAGUCUCGCUGGACGACGAGAGCAUCCUGUCGACCUCGUCCAACCUGGACCCGUUCGCCAGCGAUGACCUGGGGAACACGGUGAUACACUUAGAUAAAGCCAUGGCUCGGAUGCGGGAGUACGAGCGCAUGAAGCUUAGCGACGCCGCCUCGGCCUCCUCCACCAUUCCCACCGCCGACCCCCGGGCCCCCGCCCCGCUGCCAGGUCCCCCAGAAGGCCAGGACAUCCUCGGGCAGAUGUUCUCCGGGGUCCGCUGCCCCCAGAUCGACACGCAGCAGCUGGACCGGCAGAUCAAAGCCAUCAUGUCCGAGGUCCUGCCUUUCUUACAGGAGCACAUGGAGGACGUCUGCUCCACCCAGCUCCUCACCACUAUCCGCCGCAUGGUGAUGCAGCUCACGCAGCAGAACGACGAGAGCAAGGAGUUCGUCCGCUUCUUCCACAAGCAGCUGGGAGGCAUUCUACAGGAGUCUCUGUCCAAGUUCUGUGGGAGGACGCUGAAGGAGUGUGGGGAGGAUCUGCUGGUGGCCAUUUCAGAAACCCUGUUCAACGAGCUGGCCUUCUUCCGCCUCAUGCAGGACUUCGACUGCGGAACAGCCGCUCCUCCCAAGAGGAAAUUCGGGAAGAGGGAGGGUGCCAUGAUGGCCAGAAGAUCUGCGCCUAUGACCAGGGAAAAUAAAUCACCGGAAGACCAGUCAUUCGCAGAAGGCUUUCAUGAUGAGGACAAAACGGAAAUCUGUGUGGUAUUGCAGGAUAAGGAUGACACGGAAAAGGGGAAUGUCACCAUCGAACCCGAGACAAAGGAGAGCCGGAGCAGCGACGCGUCCGAGAGAGAGGAAGAGGAGGAGGACGAUGAUGAUAGCGAAGGACUCCCCCUAUCAAUACGCCUGUCGAAGGCGGAGACCCAGCCUCUGACCAACUACGGCAGCGGGGAGGACGAGAACGAGGACGAGGAGCUGGAGGAGUUCCAGGCGGGGCCUGCGGACGUGCAGACCUCCCUGCAGGCCAGCAGCGACCUGGCCUCUCACCAGGAGCAGAAAACAAACGAGAUCCAGGAAGACGGAAGGCACAAGGGGAAGUUUGCCGAAGGGGCUACAGAAUGCUGUGAGGUGAGCAGCGCUCGGUCGGACUCAGCGGAGGGGCAGGAACAGAGCCGGCCCACAGCAGCUGCCCGCCCCGAAAACCACCCCCCCUGCCCGGGACCCAGCCAAUCGCAGCCGCUCUCCCCGGAGGCCACGCCCACCUGCAGCCCCGACACCGACUCGCCCGUCAUGAUCAAUGAGGAUGAGGUUGGCUCAGGAAAUUUAAGCCAGAAGUCUGACGAAGACGAUUUUGUCAAAGUGGAAGAUUUACCUUUACGACUCGCUGUCUUGUCAGAGGAGCGGCUUAAAAUGACCGCAGAAGAACAACAACAACCCAACAACGUGUCUCCAGACAAACCAGGAGGCAUUGUGGGAGAUUGUCAGACCGUUAAAGAAGCAGAAACGGCUGGGGCCCAAAGUGCAUGAUGACUUUGACGACUGUCGAAUCGACACUACGAACACGUGAUUCACGCUAAAAUGUAGGCACUGUAGAUAAUUAGCUGCUUUCUAACAAGUUACCCUUGAAGGGGAAAUAAAAAAUUCUCCUGUUACACUCCUCUGCUUUCUGGAGUCUGCGCUUGAAAGCCAACCUGAUGUCAAAUGUUUCAGAUGUGCUUGAACCUGCAAAGCUGUUCUGUUGGACUAAUGAAAAAUGAGCUGUAAAGUUCAUACCAUGUUACAGGUAUGAUUACCAGUAUAAUAAUAAUAAUAAAAAAUAUGAUUAGAAACUGCGGUUUGUUGCUGAGCGAAUUCAGUGAAAUGUUGCUCUAAACCCACGAUGGUGUUGAGAUCUCAUCACACACAGAGCAGGAGAGCACAGUGGAAGCGCCCUGCAUAGUUUAUUCAUCCGUCUGUAACUUCACACUGGUGCAUGAAGCUAUGCUUCACGUUUCUGCAACAUAAACGUACAUUUUAACAUCAACAUACCCUGUUCCCCGUUCCUGGGCCUGUUUUUACCCAUUAUUCCACCGUUUCUGUUGGAAUUUUGUUGAUUUUUAACUUUUUAAAGCAUGUUGUAAUUUUCUGUGGUGAGAUUUCUUUGGAGAUUAAUUGUAGCAUUACAUUUUAAUUUAAUGAUUAAUGAAUUAUUUAACAUGGCAAUCAGUUGGUGUCCAUUUUUGCCUUUUCAGUGAUUAAAAGCUUCUGAUUAUAUGAAUAAUCAGCCUUGAAAUGUGAAAUUACUUGUUGAGAAUGUUGUUGAUGCAUUGGGGAUUUCUGAUUUUAGAAGAUGAUUUCCGUGCUUUAUUGAGCCAGGUUCUUGCUUUGCUCAGCACAUGUUCACCUUGUAUGUACUGUACUUGCCUUUUAAUAAUUACCUUUUUAAAAAAUAAAUGAUUAAAUUAUA